ACAUGCGACAAACCAGUCAAAGAAGAAACAAAUCGAAGUGGCUUUCUUUGUGAUUCUUAGUAUUUUAGAAACACUUUGGACACUGUUCCUGCUCCAGUUCAGUUCAACAUGGCUUCGUCGAUGCCACAGAAGCGUUUUUACAGACAAAGAGCCCAUUCUAACCCGAUGGCGCACCACUCUUUCGAAUAUCCGGUGUGUCCUCAAGAAAUGGACUGGUCCGAGCUGUAUCCAGCCCUCUCAACCUCUGACCCAUCUGAGCAAGAUAUCCCUCAAGUCGAAUUUGCAGAUGUUGGCUGUGGAUACGGGGGCCUUCUAGUGGAGUUAUCGCCGCUCUUCCCAGAUAAACUUAUCUUGGGUUUGGAGAUUCGGGUGAAAGUAUCGGAUUAUGUUAAGGACCGCAUUCAGUCGCUGCGCGCCUCUAACCCGGGAGGCUACCAGAACAUCGCCUGCAUUCGCAGCAAUGCAAUGAAGUACCUCCCCAACUUCUUUUUCAAAGGACAG
This is a messenger RNA of Austrofundulus limnaeus, 501 nucleotides long. Its product is annotated as tRNA (guanine-N(7)-)-methyltransferase. The record is from RefSeq and is a predicted model, not a curated record. Gene Ontology annotation, molecular function: tRNA (guanine(46)-N7)-methyltransferase activity. NCBI's taxonomy places the organism in Eukaryota, Metazoa, Chordata, Actinopteri, Cyprinodontiformes, Rivulidae. Gene Ontology annotation, cellular component: tRNA methyltransferase complex. Gene Ontology annotation, biological process: RNA (guanine-N7)-methylation; tRNA methylation.